This is a messenger RNA of Nanorana parkeri, 1321 nucleotides long. RefSeq names its product neuropeptides B/W receptor 2 (gene NPBWR2). Bases 314 to 1315 code for a protein of 333 amino acids. Gene Ontology annotation, cellular component: membrane; neuron projection. NCBI's taxonomy places the organism in Eukaryota, Metazoa, Chordata, Amphibia, Anura, Dicroglossidae. The record is from RefSeq and is a predicted model, not a curated record. Gene Ontology annotation, molecular function: neuropeptide receptor activity; neuropeptide binding. The transcript is spliced from 2 exons. Gene Ontology annotation, biological process: neuropeptide signaling pathway.
UCCUCCCUGUCUGAACUCUUGUAGAUGUAAGCGUAGCACAGGCACCGCACACUGAAGCACUGACUGCACAGCAUGCAAGAAAUUGAGCAGAUUACAAGCCCAAAGGACAGUUAAACACUGUUGAUACUCUUCCAAGUCCGCAGCCUGUUUCACAGUCGGACAAAUCUUGCAGUGUUGGCUUGGCUUAAUAUGAACAGCUGGUGUUCAGAUCCUGGAACCACUGGGUUAUUUGGAACAUGCAGUGAGCUACUGACCGUGGAGUCUUAACCUUCAUUUACUUUCUGUCUCUUAACAAGAUCCUAGAGGAAGGACCAUGGAAAAUGUGUCUUUGUUGAGCACUCCUAAUACUUCCUACAAUCUAUCUGGGCUUGGUGGCUAUUAUGGAAAUUCUAAUUCUGAAACAUAUAUCGCUAGCAAUGAUUUGUCCCCAAAUUUCUAUAUCAUUCUCCCGGUGAUCUACUCGAUCAUUUGUGUGGUGGGAUUGACUGGAAACACAGCGGUCAUCUAUGUUAUUCUCAAAGCCCCAAAGAUGAGGACUGUCACCAACCUCUUCAUCCUCAACCUGGCAAUUGCUGAUGACUUGUUUACACUCGUCCUUCCCAUCAACAUUGCUGAGAUUCUUCUUCAUUAUUGGCCUUUUGGUGUUGUCCUUUGUAAGAUUAUCUUAUCCAUAGACCUUUACAACAUCUUCUCCAGCAUUUUCUUUUUAACCGUCAUGAGCAUAGACCGCUAUUUGGUCGUAUUGGCCACGGUAAGGUCCAAGAGGAUGCCCUAUCGUACCUAUCGGGGAGCCAAAAUUGUCAGUCUUCUUGUUUGGGUCUUGGUCUUUCUGAUUGUGUUGCCUUUCUCCAUUUUCGCUGGAGUAUACAUGGACAAUAUGGAGUUUACAAGCUGUGGACUGAAUUUCCCCAAACCAGAAAAGCUAUGGUUCAAGGCGAGUCGUAUCUACACCUUACUGUUGGGAUUUGCCAUUCCGGUAUCCACCAUCUGUAUCUUGUACAUGCUCAUGUUGUACAAGCUGAGGAAUAUGAGGUUAAAUUCCAAUGGCAAGGCCUUGGACAAGGCCAAGAAAAGGGUUACCAUCAUGGUCUUUGUUGUCGUGGCGGUUUGUCUUUUUUGUUGGACUCCUUUUCACCUAGCUACCAUAGUGUCUCUGACCACAGAUUUGCAGGAGACCUCUGCAGUUAUUGGCAUGUCUUACUUCAUUACAAGUUUGAGCUACGCCAACUCUUGUCUCAACCCAUUCCUCUACGCUUUCUUAGAUGACAGUUUCCGUAAGAGCUUUCGGAAGAUGCUGGAGUGUCGAACAACUUGAGGUCCU